AGAGCGCCAGCGCGCUGAGCAGAGAGCGGGAGAACGAACGAGUCCUCGCCCGCCGGCCGGGAGGCCCCGGAGCCAGCCCAUGGGGAGAGGGCGCCCGGCGUCGGCCACAAAGACCGCCGCCGCCCACGCCGCGCCCGGCGCGUGAAGCCCAGGGACCCCCUCUGGGAGAGCCCCAUGAGGGCAGGAGAGCGAUGGAGAGUACGCCCAGCUUCCUGAAGGACAGCCCAGCCUGGGAGAAGACAGCCCCUGAGAAUGGCCUCGUGGGACCAGAGCUGGAUACCCCACCACAAGACGGCCUGAGCCCUGCAGCACUGUGCCUGGGAGAGCCUGUUCCUUUCUGGAGGGGUGUCCUGAGCACCCCAGGCUCCUGGCUCCCCCCUGGCUUCCCCCAGAGCCCCAAGGACACGCUCCCAUUGGUAGAGGGCAAAGGUCCCCGGAAUGGGGAGAGGAAGGCUAGCUGGUCGGGCAGCAAGGAGGGCCUGCGCUGGAAGGAGGCGAUGCUUAGCCAUCCGCUGGCAUUCUGUGGGUCAGCGUGCCCGCCUUGCUAUGGCCCACUGAUUCCUGAGCAUAACGGUGGCCCUCCCAAGAGUGACCCUGUGGCCUUCCGACCCUUGCACUGCCCCUUUCUUCUGGAGACCAAGAUCCUUGAGCAAGCUCCCUUCUGGGUGCCCAGCUACCUGCCACCCUACCUAGUGUCCAGCCUGCCCCCAGAGCGUCCAUGUGACUGGCCCCUGACCCCACACCCCUGGGGGUACGCCGGAGUCCAGCCCAAAGUGCCCUCUGCCUUCAGCUUAGGCAGCAAGGGUUUUUACUGCAAGGAUCCAAGCAUUCUCAGGCUGGCAAAGGAGCCACUGGCAACUGUGGAACGUGGGUGGUUGGGCUUAGUGCCUGGUGGGCAUCUCCAGAGAACUGGGGAGGUGGAACGCCCUUCACUCCACCAGAGAGGUGGAGAGACAGGAGUCGGCAGGCAUCAGAAUCUUUGCCCCCUUGUCCUGGGGCAUCCAGAUACUGUUCCCCGGACCCUGUGGCCCACUUGUUCCCCAGGCCUGGUUCAUACUCUUGGCAAUGUCUGGGCUGUACCGGGAGGCGGGAGCCUUGGGUACCAGCUGGGGCCGUCAGCCACAUCAAGGUGCCCCUCUCCUGGGCCUCCUACCACCCAGGUGGACCGUUGCUCAUCUCACCCACCAGCUAGAGAUGGAGGUCUUGGCCCUUGUGGGAAGUGCCAGGAGGACCUGGAGGGGGGCACCAGUGGGCCGAGUGAAUCCAGCGAGGAAGCAAACAAGGCCCCUGGUCCCAGGGCCUGCCCGCCCAGCCAUCACACCAAGCUGAAGAAGACAUGGCUCACACGACACUCUGAGCAGUUUGGGUGCCCAGACAACUGCUCUGGGGAGGAGGAAAGCCCAGCGUCCCAGCUGCGGGCCCUCAAGAGGGCAAGCAGCCCCGAGGUCCAGGGAGCAGUGGGCAGCCCAGCCGCCAAGCGCCCGUCCGGCCCUUUCCCGGGCAGUGUGGGGCAGGGGGCCAGAGGUUGGCAGGAGCUGCUGGACUCAUCAUUUGGGAACAAGGCAGAGGCAAAACAGCGUGAUGACCACAGAGGACCCCGAGACAUCAGGGCCAGACUCCAGGACCCGGGGCUUCAGGAUACACCUUGCGCAGCUCCCCCGGCAGGCAUGACUCAGUGCCAAAGCUGUGCCCAGGCAGCUGGUGCGGCGGGAGGGCCGGCCUGCCACUCCCAGCCAGUGCCCAGAUUGCAGCAGCAGGAGGAAGACUCGGCAGCCAGCUCCGAGGGAGGAGGGUCUGGCCCGGAGGAGGCCGGGCUCAGCAUGGGCCUCGCCAAGCACCUGCUAAGUGCUCUGGGAGACCGCCUGUGCCACGUGCUGCGGAGGGAGCGGGAGGUCUUGGCCUGGGCCCAGCGGGAAGCAGGCCAGGGGCCAGCCGGGACAGAGGACAACCCAGGCAUUCCACGUUGCUGUAGCCGCUGCCACCAUGGACUCUUCAACACCCACUGGCGAUGCCCCUGCUGCAGCCACCGGCUGUGUGUGGCCUGUGGUCGCAUGGCGGGAGCUUGGAGGACCAGGGAGAAAGAAGCUCCUCCUUUCCUACCCGCAACAGGCUCUCAGGAACAGUCCAUGGAGAAGUGUCCCCAGGAGGCUGGGCACAGUGCCUGUUCCCUGAUGCUCACCCAGUUUGUCUCCAGCCAGGCUUUGGCAGAAUUGAGCACUGCAAUGCACCAGGUCUGGGUCAAGUUUGACAUCCGGGGGCACUGCCCCUGCCAAGCUGAUGCCCGGGUGUGGACCCCUGGGGAUGGGGGCCAGCAGAAGGAGCCGACGGAGAAAACUCCCCCAACUCCACAACCUUCCUGCAACAGGGAUACCAACAGGACCAAGGACACUAAGGAGGAGACCCCAGACUCCAGAGAGACCCCGGCAGAGGACCGUGCUGGCCAAGGGCCCCUGCCUUGUCCUUCUCUCUGUGAACUGCUGGCCUCCACUGCUGUCAAGCUCUGCUUGGGGCACGAACGGAUACACAUGGCCUUCGCCCCUGUCACUCCGGCCCUGCCCAGUGACGACCGCAUCACUAACAUCCUGGACAGCAUCAUCGCGCAGGUAGUGGAACGGAAGAUUCAGGAGAGAGCCCUGGGGCCGGGGCUGCGGGCCGGGCCGGGCCUGCGCAAAGGCCUGGGCCUGCCCCUCUCACCGGUGCGGCCCCGGCUGCCUCCGCCCGGGGCUUUGCUGUGGCUGCAAGAGCCCAGGCCUCGGCGAGGCUUCCACCUCUUCCAGGAGCACUGGCGGCAGGGCCAGCCCGUGUUGGUGUCAGGGAUUCAGGGGACAUUGCAAGGCCACCUGUGGGGGACAGAAGCUCUAGGGGCGCUUGGAGGCCAGGUGCAGGCACUGACCCCCCUCAGACCUCCCCAGCCCGCAAGCCUGGGCAGCACAACGUUCUGGGAGGGAUUCUCCCGGCCUGAGAUUCGCCCAAAGUCAGAUGAGGGCUCGGUCUUCCUGCUGCACAGAGCUCUGGGGGACGAGGACGCCAGCAGGGUGGAGAGCCUGGCUGCCAGCCUGCCACUCCCAGAGUACUGUGCCCGCCAUGGGAAGCUCAACCUGGCCUCCUACCUCCCUUGGGGCUCUGUCCUGCGUCCACUGGAGCCCCAGCUGUGGGCGGCCUAUGGUGUGAGCCCACAGUGUGGGCACCUGGGGACCAAGAACCUCUGUGUGGAGGUGACCGACCUGGUCAGUGUCCUGGUACGCGCUGAAGCCCCACUGCCUGCCUGGCACUGGACACAGAAAGAUUUCCUCUCAGCCCUGGACGGGGAGGGGCUCUGGUCUCCGGGCAGCCAGGUCAGCACCGUGUGGCACGUGUUCCGGGCACAGGACGCCCAGCGCAUCCGCCGCUUUCUCCAGAUGGUGUGCCCGGCCGGGGCGGGAAACUUGGAGCCUGGCACCCCGGGCAGCUGCUACCUGGACGCAGGGCUGCGGCGGCGCCUGCGGGAGGAGUGGGGUGUGAGCUGCUGGACUCUGCUGCAGGCCCCCGGAGAGGCCGUGCUGGUGCCCGCGGGGGCUCCCCACCAGGUGCAGGGGCUGGUCAGCACAGUGAGUGUCACUCAGCACUUCCUGUCCCCCGAGACCGCUGCCCUCUCUGCUCAGCUCUGCCACCAGGGGCCCAGCCUGCCUCCUGACUGCCGCCUGCUUUAUGCCCAGGCUGGCACUUGCUCCGCCCCGAGCUCCUCUCCAUGGUACCAGACUCACACUGGGGGUGACCGUCUCCCUCCAACCCCUGCCCGCCAACCCAGGAGACGAAGAGCCCUUCCUUGGGGGACCUCGGAAAUCAUUCUGGCUUAAGCAACACCUGCUGCUGCUGCUUCAUCUCCUGCUGUCUCACCUGUGCCCGAGCUCUGCUUAUACCACCCACAUCCUCCUGGGCUCCCGGGCGGCCCUUUGCACUGCAGGUGUGCUGGACAAGGGCCACCGACAUCCUGCCCUCUUGCCAGAGAGCUGUGAAGUGUGGGGAGGGGGCAGCAUCUGGCCACUACCCAGGCUUGGCUGGAGGGGUUGAUAUGGGCGAGGCCCCAUCCCUGCACCCUCCUCUCGCCUCCUUCCUUCUUGAUUUCCAUUAA
Molecule: messenger RNA, 4111 nt
Organism: Balaenoptera acutorostrata (minke whale)
Lineage: Eukaryota; Metazoa; Chordata; Mammalia; Artiodactyla; Balaenopteridae
Gene: HR
Product: HR lysine demethylase and nuclear receptor corepressor
Exons: 19
Coding region: 192-3836 (1214 amino acids)
Biological process (GO): regulation of transcription by RNA polymerase II
Cellular component (GO): chromatin; histone deacetylase complex
Molecular function (GO): chromatin DNA binding; histone H3K9 demethylase activity; transcription coregulator activity
Source: RefSeq, a predicted model, not a curated record